Messenger RNA from Entrophospora sp. SA101, 726 nucleotides. NCBI's taxonomy places the organism in Eukaryota, Fungi, Glomeromycota, Glomeromycetes, Entrophosporales, Entrophosporaceae. The record is from the annotation of a GenBank genome assembly.
AUGUCUAGCAGUAGAGAUAAUACUGAAAGUCGAGAUGAAAUUCCACUACCUUUUAUGCGUCGACCGAUGCCAUUAUUAAACAUGCGUUUUAACACAGAUAACAAUGGCGAUUCUCCAAGAAAUACUCCCACUCUUAGAGAAAUUAAAUCAAUAGUCUCAAAAAUCACUAACAAUGUGGAUGUACAAACAGACACAUUAACUAGAUUUUCAAAUUUUUUGGCAAAUCCUGAUAUAUCUUUGAUUGAAGGAUGGAAUUACAAUUUAAUUAUUCGUAAACUUGCUACAAUAUUGACUAGAAGAACUCCGCCUCCCCAACUAUCAGACUUGUCAGCCUAUGGCACAGAAAUUGAUAUUGCGACUUUACAAGCAAUACUUGGAAUAGCAGAUCCUGAUAAUUCUCACAUAAAAAGAAUAACAAUAGCAUGUAAAUGUAUGUGCAAUUUGACAAUUCUCUUGGAUAAUAAUGCUGAACAAUAUAUCGGUAAUGCAGUGAGAGAAGUUGCCAUUCCAAAUUUAUGUCAAUUAAUCAAAGAGCCUUUAUCAAAUGAUUUGGAUUAUCUAAAUGAUAUCAUAGCGGCUUUAAUACAAUUUUCUAUACCAAAUAGAGUUGAUUGUAUUGAAUUGAUUUUACAAACAGAUAUCAUUCGACAUUUAAUGGAAAAUAUAUUUGAAUUUAUGUCUGACAAUGAUCGAGCAUUACCAAUUUGGCUAAUGGCACAUUGCUGA